This is a messenger RNA of Acanthosepion pharaonis, 864 nucleotides long. NCBI's taxonomy places the organism in Eukaryota, Metazoa, Mollusca, Cephalopoda, Sepiida, Sepiidae. The record is from the annotation of a GenBank genome assembly.
AUGAGUCUCUCUCAAAUUCCGUCAUCUAAUCACACUCUUUCGUUGGUUUGCCUUUGGAACUCUUUUCCUCCCCUCCAUUAUGAGUCUCUCAAAUUCCUCUCUCAAAUUCCGUCAUCUAAUCACGCUCUACUUUUCUUUUUUGUUGCCUUUGGAACUCUUUCCCUCCAUCAAAGCCAUUAUGAGUCUCUCAAAUUCCGUCAUCUAAUCACGCUCAACUUUCGUUGGUUGAUUUGGAACUCUUUUCCCUCCAUCAAAGCCAUUAUGAGUCUAAAUUCCGGUCAUCUAAUCACACUCUACUUUCGUUUGUUGCCUUUGGACUCUUUUCCCUCCAUCAAAGCCAUUAUGGUCUCUCAAAUUCAAUCAUCUAAUCACGCUCAACUUUCGUUGGUUGCCUUUGGAACUCUUUUCCCUCCAUCAAAGCCAUUGCGGAGUCUCCCUCAAAUUCCGUCAUUUCACGCUCUUUCCACUCUUUUCCUCCAUCAAAGCCAUUAUGAGUCUCUCAAAUUCCGUCAUCUAAUCACGCUCUACUUUCGUUGGUUGCCUUUGGAACCUUUUUUCCUCCAUCAAAGCCAUUAUGAGUCUCUCAAAUUCCUCUCUCAAAUUCCGUCAUCUAAUCACGCUCAACUUUCGUUGGUUGCCUUUGGAACUCUUUUCCUCCAUCAAAGCCAUAUGUCUCUCAAAUUCCGUCAUCUAAUCACGCUCUACUUUUCGUUGGUUGCCUUUGAAACUCUUUUUCCUCCAUCAAAGCCAUAUUAUGAGUCUCUCAAAUUCCGUCAUCUAAUCACGCUCUACUUUCGUUGGUUGCAUUUGAACUCUUUCCCCCUCCAUCAAAGCCAUUAUGAGUCUCUCAAAUUCGUCAUCUAA